CGCGGAGCUGCAGGGCGCCCGGCGCUUCCCCCAGCCGCAGCGUCGGCGCCCGUCAGGUGGUGCGCCCGGCCAGGGAGCGCGCGCGCGAAGGGGGCGCGCUCGCACAAAGUUUGUGCCUGCGGGUGCGCCUCGCUCCGGCUCGCCCGGCUCGGAGAGCGGCGGCCGGGGGCGGCGAGGGCCCGUGGGAGAGGCCCGAUGCGCCGCACCCCGCCGAGCCCGUCCCGCCGCGCCAGGUGACCGGCUCUUGGAGCGCGAGCCGUGGCCAUGGGCACGCUGGGCAAGGCGAGAGAGGCUCCGCGGAAACCUUCCCAUGGCUGCAGAGCUGGCCCAAAAGCGAGACUAGAGGCGAAGCCGCCAGCCAGCAGCCCUCUCCCUUCCCAUCCCAGCCUGGCCCAGAUCACCCAGUUCCGAAUGAUGGUUUCUCUGGGACACUUAGCCAAAGGAGCCAGCCUGGACGAUCUCAUUGACAGCUGCAUUCAAUCUUUUGAUGCGGAUGGAAACCUGUGUCGGAGCAACCAGCUGCUGCAAGUCAUGCUGACCAUGCACCGGAUUAUCAUCUCCUCUGCAGACCUGCUCCAGAAAGUCAUCGCCCUCUAUAAGGAUGCCUUGGCGAAGAACUCACCCGGGCUUUGCCUGAAGAUCUGCUAUUUUGUAAGGUACUGGAUAACAGAAUUCUGGAUCAUGUUUAAAAUGGACGCCAGCCUGACACACACCAUGGAGGAGUUUCAGGAGCUGGCGAAAGCUCGCGGAGAGGAUCUCCACUGCCGCCUGAUUGACACAACUCAGAUCAAUGCCCGUGACUGGUCCAGGAAACUUACUCAACGGAUAAAGUCAAACACCAGCAAGAAACGGAAGGUGUCCCUGCUGUUCGACCACCUGGAGCCGGAAGAGCUGUCUGAGCACCUCACCUACCUUGAGUUCAAGUCCUUCCGCAGGAUAUCCUUCUCGGACUAUCAAAAUUACCUUGUAAAUAGCUGUGUGAAGGAGAACCCCACCAUGGAGCGGUCCAUUGCCCUGUGCAACGGCAUCUCCCAGUGGGUGCAGCUGAUGGUUCUCAGCCGGCCCACCCCGCAGCUCCGAGCAGAGGUGUUCAUCAAGUUCAUACAGGUGGCUCAGAAGCUCCACCAACUACAGAACUUCAAUACGCUGAUGGCUGUGAUAGGUGGGCUGUGUCACAGCUCCAUCUCCAGACUCAAGGAGACCAGCUCGCAUGUCCCACAUGAAAUCAAUAAGGUUCUGGGUGAGAUGACUGAGCUACUGUCCUCCUGCAGAAACUAUGACAACUACCGGCGAGCCUAUGGCGAGUGCACCCAUUUCAAGAUCCCCAUCCUGGGGGUGCACCUCAAGGACCUCAUCUCCCUGUAUGAAGCUAUGCCCGACUAUCUGGAAGAUGGGAAGGUCAAUGUCCACAAGCUGCUGGCCCUUUACAAUCACAUCAAUGAACUGGUCCAGCUUCAAGAGGUGGCCCCGCCCUUGGACGCCAACAAGGACUUGGUACACCUGCUAACUUUAUCCUUGGAUCUCUACUACACCGAAGAUGAAAUCUAUGAACUUUCCUAUGCCCGGGAACCAAGAAACCACCGAGCCCCGCCACUGACACCUUCAAAGCCUCCAGUAGUAGUGGACUGGGCCUCUGGAGUAUCUCCCAAACCUGACCCAAAGACCAUUAGCAAACACGUCCAGAGGAUGGUGGAUUCUGUCUUCAAGAACUAUGAUCACGACCAGGAUGGGUACAUUUCUCAGGAAGAGUUUGAGAAGAUUGCUGCCAGCUUUCCGUUUUCCUUCUGUGUGAUGGAUAGAGACAGGGAAGGCCUCAUCAGCAGAGACGAGAUCACAGCCUACUUCAUGAGGGCCAGUUCAAUCUACUCCAAGCUGGGUCUGGGCUUUCCUCACAAUUUUCAAGAGACCACCUACCUGAAGCCCACUUUCUGUGACAACUGUGCUGGAUUUCUCUGGGGAGUGAUCAAACAAGGAUAUCGAUGUAAAGACUGUGGGAUGAACUGCCACAAACAAUGCAAAGAUCUAGUCGUGUUUGAGUGCAAAAAGCGAGCUAAGAACCCAGCAGCUCCCACAGAGAACAGCAUUUCUGUGGGGCCAGUGUCCAACCUUUGCUCACUGGGAGCCAAAGAUCUUCUCCACGCACCUGAGGAAGGACCCUUCGCAUUUCCCAAUGGGGAGGUUUUAGAGCACAGCGAGGAGAGCAAGGAUCGAACCAUCAUGCUGAUGGGAGUGUCCUCACAGAAGAUUUCUGUGCGACUGAAAAGGACUGUUGCCCACAAGGCCACCCAGACGGAAGCGUUGCCUUGGAGUGGGAGUGAGGGUCCUUCUGGGCCCUUUGUGCUGUCUUCUCCAAGGAAGACAGCGCAGGAUACUCUGUAUGUGCUUCCCAGUCCCACAUCUCCAUGCCCCAGCCCAGUCUUGGUCAGAAAGAGGGCUUUUGUCAAGUGGGAGAAUAAAGAAUCCCUCAUAAAAUCCAAGGAGGAACUACGGCGACUAAGACUUCCAACCUACCAAGAGCUGGAACAGGAAAUCAAUACCCUGAAAGCAGAUAACGAUGCUCUAAAGAUCCAACUGAAGUACGCACAGAAGAAAAUAGAAUCCCUGCAGCUUGAAAAAAGCAGUCAUGUCUUAGCUCAGAUGGAGCAGAGUGAUUGUUCUUAGCCCAGAAGCUCAAGGGACACAAACCUGUAAAUGGGUACACUGCAUCUCACUUCCUACACCGAGAGACCCAGGACACCUGACAUUGACUGUCUUUUAAGACUUACUGUAAAAAGCAAAAGCCAGUUACUGUCCCCCCACAAACCUAAAAGACUCAAUGUACAGGUGACUCAAAGGGGAAAGUGGAAGGAAGCAACACUUCAGGUGUUCUUACUACAAACCACCUUUCUGGGACUAACAUCAAAAGUGUGAUGAAACAUGAUGUAGCUUUUGAGAAGGCACUGACCAUCUCAUGUGGCUGCCUGGUAGAUUCUUUCUCAAAACUAAAAUCUCUGGAAAAUGAAUUUGCUUCCUCCCCAAGGUUUUCUGUGAACUGAGAUUUACUUUCUUCCAUCCAAAGCUUGCUUAUAAUGAAAAAGUAUUCCUAUUCCACGAGAUUCAUGUCCCCUAAAUCCCAGCAUUCUCUGUAAAACUGGUUCCUACUUUACUACCUCAGAUCUAAUCAGUUAGCCCCUUUUCCCUACCUUCCUCAAUACAUUCACACACCUGAGCAUAUCUACCUAGAAGUGAACCUCUAGAAACAAAGCCAAACGUUCUAGGGGCCUAUUAAGCAACACGACAUUAUCCAAUUGCAAAUCAAUUCACAGUUGUAGUCUAAAAGUUACUGUAAAAUAAGUAAUCAAAUUAAUGACCUGAAAACAUAGCUGUUAUCAUCUCAUAUACUACUAGCCAAUUAGUAAAGUAAACAUACUACAAACAUGUUUGUCCUUAUUCUGCAGUGGAUAGAAUUAGGAAAUUUAUGCCUCUUUUAAAGAAAGUCUGUAAAGAAUGUUUAAUUCUUCAUGUUCCAUCUUUUUCUUUUGUUUCUGAAGUAAACUCUUUGAAGUUCUCUUUUCAAACAAAAUUUGUGCUUAAACUGCCCUCACUAUCAAUACUGUUUAGAAAUAAGCUAAUUGAAUCAGUGGCUUAAAUAAUAGCUGAUACAUGUACAAAUGUAUAUAAUAUGUGUACAUACAAUAUCAGGCAUGCAUAUGGCUUGAAAUUUUGUUUCUUUAGAAAAUGUGAAAAUGAAUUGAACAACUUUUAGUCAUUUACACAAAUUCACAAAGUUCAGUUCUUAUAAGAUGGAGGAAUCACAUUGUAAAAUUAUAUCAUUUAGCAAAAUCACAGUAACAGUCAACAGUUUUCUGUUACAAAGGUUAAUGAUAAACUGGUUCUUUCGGUUGCCUGUGCAGUUAUUCAAAAACUCAUUUUAGUUCUCUAAAAAAAAAAAUCAUCUGACCAUUUUCUUUUUAGUAGGACUUAGCCUUCUUACUUGGAAAGUCUGGUACUGGGCUGACUUUUAAUUAAAAAACAAGUUGACCAAUUGCCAAGAAUAUAAUCUUAGUUAAAAAUUCCAAGCCAAAGCCAACAGCACCAAAUUCUUGUAAGAAUAUAAAGCAUAUUAUAUCGUGUUGCUUACUUGGAGGGUUCAGACCACUGAAUAAGUUUCUUUGAUGAAAGACUAGUUUCCAUUUGUUUAUCUCUUUGUACUGAGUUUUAGUAUACAGAACUACUUUGUAGUGAUUCUUACAUUUUAAAGAAGCAUUUUACACACCAGUGUAUCCUUUUCUAAAUCCAAACUUAGAAAUCCCCAAAACAAGAUUCACCACUUUAUAUAUAAACUUAUACUAGCACUUUGUUAUUUGCUUUAUACAGAAAACAUGAGUUUAUGACAAAUUUUAAUAUUUCAUAUUCUCCACUAUUAUUAUUUUCCUCUAAUAUGGACCGAAGAGGGUAUAGUCAGUCACUUUUAAACAUAAUCAUAGAAUACACAUUUCUUCAUUCAUUUUAUUCUCCAUCCAAAAGAAGGGCCCCAGAUUAAUUUUAUGUAAGCAACCUAUAGGAAUUCCAAAGUCCCAUUAGUGAAAUUAGUAUGGCUAAAAAGUCUCAAGCACUGCAAAAUGCAUCACUAAAAUGAGUAAGAGGCAGUAGUUUAGUAACAGAUUUUGAAGUUUAGCAAGGGCUGAAGAAGUAUAGUGGAUAAAUUAUUAUUAUUUAUAUUGAUCUAGAGACUUAGUGGAAUCUAAGAAAUAAUGUGAAAGAAGUUUUUUGUUAUCAAGCCAAGAAUGUAAAUUUGUGUCUCCCUCUGACUUAAGUUUGGGUAAAUAUUUCUCUGCCAAAAACAAGGACAAAUCUUAUUUUAAUAGUGAUGUCAUCUGUCAUUUUGUUAAUGGACUUCCUUUUUUUAUUGAUCAUUUGUGAAUUUGUCUAAAGAUGAAUGCUGUAAACGAACUGCAAGAAAAAAUGUACAGAUUGUAAAGUUUUUUUUGAUACUUAGUGUAAGUUUUCUUUGUGUAAUAUUUAUAUGAUAAAAAGUCAUUAGGAUGCCUACAGUA
Messenger RNA from Oryctolagus cuniculus (rabbit), 5036 nucleotides. RefSeq names its product RAS guanyl releasing protein 1 (gene RASGRP1). Gene Ontology annotation, cellular component: plasma membrane. NCBI's taxonomy places the organism in Eukaryota, Metazoa, Chordata, Mammalia, Lagomorpha, Leporidae. Gene Ontology annotation, biological process: Ras protein signal transduction. The record is from RefSeq and is a predicted model, not a curated record. Gene Ontology annotation, molecular function: calcium ion binding; guanyl-nucleotide exchange factor activity.